AUGGCGCCUUCCUCGAACACGGUGUCACCGCUGAUGCCGCGUUCACCCUCAAAUCUCAACGUGACCAUGUCACCCUCCAGAGCCAAGUCAUUAGCAAUGAGAAAGGCAAUAUCAAAACCACAACAGGCGCCAGGACCUCCUCCAAAGCUACUUCCUGAUUUCGACAUGGCGGAGCAGAUGAAUGAAGAGAUCAGCAACAAGUAUGUCAAAGGCAAGAAAUUGGGUGAGGGCACUUAUGCCAUUGUAUACAAAGGACAUCUGCGAUCCGAUCCAAAUACCCUUGUCGCAAUCAAGAAAUUCAAAGUCGAUCCAUCUCAGCAGCGCGAAGGACUCAAUGUCGACACCAUCCGCGAAAUCAAAUACCUCCAAGAAAUUUCACAUCCCAGUAUUGUGGCCCUGCUAGAUGUAUUCUCUUCCAAAGACCAGAAUAUCAACAUGGUCAUUGAAUAUUUUCCGAACGGCAACCUGGAAGAGCUCAUCCGGGACAAAUCUGUGAGUUAUGGUGCUGCAGAUGUCAAGGCCUGGAUGGGAAUGUUGUGUCGUGCAAUAUAUUAUUGCCACUCAAAUUUCAUUCUUCAUCGCGACAUCAAGCCGAACAACCUGCUUAUUGCUGCUGACGGGGAGGUCAAACUGGCCGAUUUCGGCCUGGCCCGGUCAUUUGGGGACCCGCGGUAUCAAAUGACAUCCGCAGUCAUCACACUAUGGUAUCGCCCUCCUGAAUUGCUAUUUGGAGCAAGGCAGUACGGUGGCGCGGUCGACAUCUGGAGCGUCGGCAUGGUCUUCGCCGAACUGCUCAUCCGUCGGCCUUAUGCAGCUGCUGAUGUCGCGAACCAGGAAGUACUGGCUACAGGUGGAGGAACUGUCGCUCAACUGGACAAGAUCUGUGAGGCAGUAGGAACGCCGACGGAAGACAACUGGCCGGGCGUGUCUAAGCUAAGGGACUAUUUCCACCUGGAAAAGAAGAUUCCUGUGAGAGACAAGGCCUUUUAUAUGCAAAUGUUUCCUACCGCGGGAUCUGUCGGGGUUGAUCUUCUUAUGACUAUGUUGAAACUGGAUCCACGAAAGAGGGUGACUGCGAGAGGAGCUUUAGAACAUGAAUGGUGGAGAGUUGAUCCAAGACCCACCAACAAAGAGAACCUCCCCAAACAAGGAGGUGGCGCCGCAAAGAUGGCUACGGCUGAAGUUGCUGCACCUGGUGCUGUUCCUAACGAGAACAAAUUCAAGGGUGUGGCUAAGAAACUCGAUUUUGGCGCAGAAAGGUAG
Messenger RNA from Rhinocladiella mackenziei CBS 650.93, 1263 nucleotides. RefSeq lists its product as uncharacterized. The coding region runs from base 1 to 1263 and encodes 420 amino acids. Gene Ontology annotation, cellular component: transcription factor TFIIK complex; nucleus; cytoplasm. Gene Ontology annotation, biological process: positive regulation of transcription by RNA polymerase II; protein phosphorylation. The record is from RefSeq and is a predicted model, not a curated record. Gene Ontology annotation, molecular function: cyclin-dependent protein serine/threonine kinase activity; ATP binding; RNA polymerase II CTD heptapeptide repeat kinase activity. The transcript has 2 exons. NCBI's taxonomy places the organism in Eukaryota, Fungi, Ascomycota, Eurotiomycetes, Chaetothyriales, Herpotrichiellaceae.